Rhododendron vialii is the source of this 3184-nucleotide messenger RNA. RefSeq lists its product as uncharacterized. Lineage: Eukaryota; Viridiplantae; Streptophyta; Magnoliopsida; Ericales; Ericaceae. The transcript is spliced from 16 exons. The record is from RefSeq and is a predicted model, not a curated record. Gene Ontology annotation, molecular function: cysteine-type peptidase activity. Gene Ontology annotation, biological process: proteolysis. Bases 1321 to 2754 code for a protein of 477 amino acids.
UGACGUCCUCUCUCUCUCUCUCACUCUCUCUCUCGAACGUCCUCCCUCUCUCUCUCUCUCUCUCUCUCUCUCUUGAUAAUCUGAUAAUUGGGUGAAACCUAAUAUUGCAGAGGUCCGCAACGGCACCAUUGGCACCAUCAUAAACCACCGCAAACAACUAUCGUUGCCACAAUCGACCUCAAUGGUUGCUACAAAUCAGCACCUUCAACCGAAACGACACCAUACCAACGCCUUUUUAUUUUAUAGUCAUGAACAGUUGAAGUACAAUAAAGAAGGAAACCAUCGACUAAACAAGGGGGUCAUGAAGAAUAUUGGGGAUAGGUGGAAGUUGGUUUCACAGGAUGAGAAACAGAAGUUCUUGGAUAUGGAACAGAUGAGCUUAGCGCAAUAUUUUUUAGACAAGGCUGAACUACCAAAAAAAGCUCGACAGAGGAGAAUCCAAACAAGAAUUUCUCUGGGAUCAAUUGUGCUAAUAGUCAAUAAAUUGAACGAACAACAACGACAGGCGGUGAGUGAAAUUGGAUUGGGAGGUUUGUUGGGGAUAGGAUGCACACGACUAAAUCUUGAGUUGUGCAAAUUCCUUGUUCAUAACUUCAAUCCCAAAUCUUGUUCUUUGGAUGUACAUGAUCAUCAAUUUAACCUCACAUUGAAAGACGUUAGUGAUAUAUUGGGAGUAUGAUCCAAUGGCUGUGACAUUGACGAUCGGGGAUCUCUUGAAGGAAUGGAGAGUUUGCAUGAAAGUGUUGGAGUGGUCAAUGGGGUAAUUCCUUUGGAUGGAUUAAGAAAGUAUUUCGAAGACGAAAAGACCGUUGAUGCUGGUGAUGAGUUCAAGCAGAAAUUCGCUUUAUAUGCAUUAGGUGCACUUUUAUGCCCAACCACGAAGGUAUCCCUGAAUGUUUCUUCCCUUCAUUUCGUGAAGGAUGUUGAAGUCAUGAAAAAUUGCAAUUGGGGAAACUUAACAUUGCACUCCCUAGUCAGCGGCAUCAAAAUUUACCAAGACGAAAAAAGGGUUAAUAUCAGUGGAUGUUUGUUUCUCCUAUUGUUGUUUUACUUGGAUAAUGUUUAUCCAACUUUCGAGGGCACGUAUGCUACUACGCGAUCGAUUCCUCACCUGAAUGAUUGGGGUGAUUCACAACUCAAAAAGACCUUUCGACUAUUUCGGAAGUUGGGGGGAUUCCAUAAUGAGGUGAAGGUUACUUUCAGUAAGCCGAAUCAAAUGAACGAUCAUCAUGUCGAUGUGGUAAAAACUAAAAUUUAUGAUGACAUGCGCCAUGAUAUUGGUGAGCUAAAGCAUACAAUGAUCUCGAUGAAGAGAAAAUCAUGACUUGGGAACAAAAGGCCAAUGCACCUGGGGAUGGGGUGGAGACACGUCAACAAAUUGGUGAGCUUAAGAAUGUAGUGUAUAAUUUACAUCAGGUGAUCAUGAACCACAUGGUGCAUCCAGAUCAAUUGGCCACUGCAAAUGGGCUUGAUUGUUUCAAUUCAGUGGUGGAAAAAAUGAAUGAUGAUGAGGGGGUGAAGGCUGCAAAUAAAAUAGGUGCGAAUGCAAGAACAAAGAUUGUCCACAAUCUCUUGUCAGAAAAAAAUAAGGCGGAAGAAAGUGACGGCCCAUCAAUAGAGUUUUUGGGCAUGAAGGAGCGGGCCCUAAAAAAGGGUAGAAAAGGUCAAGUAAUUAAAGAAAAAGAGGCCACGGAUUCACCUCCUGCUGAACAUAGUUUGCCAAUCUUAGGAAGUCAAAGAGGAAGAGGCCGAGGAGGAGCAGGAGGUCAUCGUGGAAGAGGUCGGGGGCAAACUAAAUCUAGCCUUAUGCAUGCUACUACUCAAUCAGUCGACAUGGGGGAUACAUCAUCAUGCAACGAUGACUAUGCUGCUCCAAUUACACGAUCAGAAGAGGAGAGAAGGCCUGCUCCAUGCUUUCGUUCACCUUAUUUUGCUGAUGGCGUCAAAAAAGUCCAAAAGUUGAACCAAGUCCAGACCACCAGCAUGCUUACUGAUGAUGAUGAUGAGGAUGUCGAAGUUGCAAAUAUGGGUAAAUUUCUAGAUAAUCUUCUUGGACCAUCGAAUGAACAAAUUAUUCCACAGAAGUCACCGUUGAUCGAAAAAACAAGUCCAUCUACGUUUCUAGCUUCAGAGGAAGAAGUGAUGGUGAAGUUCAUAUUCGAUGAGAAUUGCAUACAAGGGGAAUCUGUCAUUGCAAUGGGGCUUCAUUUUACGGAUUCGGUUGAAAUUGGUACUCGUCAGUAUAUGUGUUGUCUAAAACCCUAUGCCUGGAUAUGUACUACCGUCAUAAACCUGGUAGUUAUUCAACUGACAAAAAAACAAAGGACGAAGUACCUGGAUGGGAGGCAUAGGAUUUGGUACAUGUCGGAAUAUGCCUCGCAAAUGAUCAUUAAGAAUGAGAAAUACGAGGGAAACAAUGAACGUGUAGCAGGCUUAUUCUUCAAAAAUAAAGGAUACACUGGACCAAUUGAUGCUUGUGAAGAGAUUUAUAUACCGUUCAACCACAAUAAAGAUCACUGGUUGUGCUUGAAGAUUGAUAUGGUGCAACAGGCAGCCUAUCUAUUCGACUCGAAGCCAUCUCGAAGGUUUGGCGAAGACAGGAAAAAAAUGGGUGAACUACUGCUUGAAAACAUGCACGAGGUAUUGAAGCAUGCGUACGGGUUGGAUUAUGUCCAAGAUUUGAGCGUAUUUAAGGUGGACUGGCUCUCGGAACAACCCUUGCAAAUUGAUGAAGAUAAUUAUGACUAUGGGUAGUUUGUUAUAAAGUACAUGCAGAGCUCACCGUUGUUGCCUGGUUUCCAAAAGUUCAAUCCAAUUGAAAGGCGCAGGUUGCUGGUAGACUUGUUGAAAGAUGUGAAUAAUAGACAUUAUUUGGAGUUUAGAAUUCAGUUUGACAUGUAUAACAUGAGGGAUAGUAGAAUGCAGGCUAUACUUCAGGGUGACAAGGCUAGUAUGACUGGCAAUGCGGCUAAAAAGUGUGUUCCUUUCCGCAAGAGGGGUAAAAAGUAGGGGUUGAGAAUGCUCUUCGUCAAGCAAUUUUCAUUUUAGUUUUCAAUCUGCUAGGGAGUUCUAAUGUUUCACUUUUCUUGAGCUACAUGGUUACGACUUUGUAGAUACGUGACAUGUAUGUUUUCCCUCUUUCUUAACUAUUUUGUAGGGGUGAGUCAACAAUUGUUAAGUGUGG